Messenger RNA from Microcebus murinus (gray mouse lemur), 1888 nucleotides. It is a transcript of the gene RPP40, whose product is annotated as ribonuclease P/MRP subunit p40. Lineage: Eukaryota; Metazoa; Chordata; Mammalia; Primates; Cheirogaleidae. The record is from RefSeq and is a predicted model, not a curated record. Gene Ontology annotation, molecular function: ribonuclease P activity; ribonuclease MRP activity. Gene Ontology annotation, biological process: endonucleolytic cleavage in ITS1 to separate SSU-rRNA from 5.8S rRNA and LSU-rRNA from tricistronic rRNA transcript (SSU-rRNA, 5.8S rRNA, LSU-rRNA); tRNA 5'-leader removal. Gene Ontology annotation, cellular component: ribonuclease MRP complex; multimeric ribonuclease P complex.
GUUUCAUCUGAUUUCUCAUGAGAGGGUUUAAGAAAAAAAAGGAAAAAAGUGGUUUCAAAGGAAUCCCAUGAUAGGGCAGAAAUGCACAAAUUGUGUACUACCUUCCCUCAUAGACUUAACAUUUUUGGGAAGGACCAACGUGAACUUUUGGUUCUGUUAGCCCACGUUAAUUAACCAUGGCCACGAGGUCCCCAAGAAGAUAACCAAGUCCCGUGAACCAGACUACCUGAGGAGUCGGAAAAGCAGCUUAGGCGUUUACUUAACUGUGCAGCUGCAUUUCCCACUGCACAAUGCAGGAACUGGGCCUUUCCACCGAGGUGUUUUCUGCUUUUGCAAGAGUGGCAGAAAGCAGUCCCUUGGAGCGGCCUGAGGCAUGGGCCGCCGGCCAGAUCGCAGGUCCGAGGGGCGCUGUGUGGCGAGCUGCAAGUCGGGGGUCCCACGCAGGAUCUACGGCAGCUCCGAGGGUUGGAGGGGAUGGAGGAAAAGUGGCUGUGAAAGGCCAGUGCCAGGUUCCCAGGAACUGGCUAUUUCCAUUUAAGGCAGUGACUUUACGGUUGCAGACACCCCUCAGCGCGCUUCUGCAUAGUUUCCUAGGAAGUAAAAACACUCCAGAAACCGAGCACCACUACCCGGGCGCACCGGGAGGAUCGGGCGGCCAAGUGCGCGGUAGACCGCACUGCGCAUGCCCGCGGGAGGGAGGAGGCGGGGCGCGGCGGAGGAAAGGGGCGGGGCGCGCGCGGCUCACAGGGGCCCGGGUGCCAGGAAUCAGGAAAGCAUGGCCACGCUUCGCCGGCUUCGAGAGACGCCACGGCACUUACUGGUUUGCGAGAAAUCCAACUUUGGACACGACAAGUCGCGCCACCGGCAUCUCGUGGAGACGCAUUAUCAUAAUUACAGGGUUUCAUUUCUCAUUCCUGAAUGUGGGAUACUAUCAAAAGAACUGAAAAACCUGGUCAUGGAAAUUGGACCCUAUUACUUUGUGAAGAAUUUACCUCUUCAUGAAUUAAUUUCACAGGAAUUCAUCAACAUCUUUGUAAAGAAAGGUUCUUGCUGUGCACUAACAUACAAUACAAAUAUUGAUGAAGAUAAUACUGUUGCCCUGCUACCAAAUGGGAAAUUAAUUUUAUCACUGGAUAAAGACACUUAUGAAGAAAGUGGACUUCAAGGUCAUCCAUCUAAGUAUUCUGGCAGAAAAAUUAUGAAAUUUAUUGUUUCCAUUGAUUUGAUGGAUUUAUCAUUUAACCUGGAUUCUAAGAAGUAUAAAAGAAUAUCUUGGUCCUUCAAAGAAAAGAAGCCAUUGAAAUUUGAUUUUCUUUUGGCUUGGCAUCAUACAGGUGUAGAAGAAUCAGUGAUGAUGUCAUACUUUUCCAAUUACCACAUUCAAGAGCAUCAGCCAGAAGUAUCACUGAGCACGGUGAGAGAUCUCCAGUGCCCGGUGCUGCAGAGUGGUGAGCUUGGGGGAGCGCCGGAGGUGUCCUGCGGCGCGCUGGAGCUCUUCGACUGGCUCGGUGCCGUCUUCACUAACACCAGCUUAAAUAAUGAGCCUAACAAUUUCAUAUCAACCUAUUGCUGUCCUCAGCCAAGCACAGUGGUGGCCAAAGCUUAUUUGUGCACAGUCACUGGUUUCAUACUUCCGGAGAAGAUACACCUCCUCCUGGAACAGCUCCGUCACUACUUUGAUGAACCGAAGUUAGCCCCAUGGGUUACGUUGUCAGUUCAAGGCUUCGCAGACAGCCCUGUUUCAUGGAGAGAAAAUGAACAUGGUUUUCGAAAAGGAGGGGAACAUUUAUACAACUUUGUGAUUUUUAAUAACCAGGACUAUUGGCUUCAUAUGGCUGUUGGGGCAAAUGAUGACUGUCCACCAUAAAAAAUACAAAAUUUAAAAUCA